This is a messenger RNA of Lachancea meyersii CBS 8951, 723 nucleotides long. NCBI's taxonomy places the organism in Eukaryota, Fungi, Ascomycota, Saccharomycetes, Saccharomycetales, Saccharomycetaceae. The record is from the annotation of a GenBank genome assembly.
AUGAAUUUCAACAAAAUGAAGAAAGUCCGGUUCUGCUUGGAAAAAGAGACUGAGGACCCUGGAAACGCCGAGCAUAGCGUGCUCCGACUUGUGGACCACGAAGAACUCUCGAAACAUACAGCUUGCGACGAUUGCUGGAUCGCAAUACAUGGCAAAAUAUACAACAUCAGUGGGUAUCUCAAUAAACAUCCAGGAGGAGCACAAGUGAUGUUGAGACUGGCUGGAAAAGACGGCACAGCGCAGUUCGAUGAAGUGGGCCACUCGUUGGAGUCGUUGAUGUUUGAUCUGGGGUCCGAAGCCUGUGUGGGGCUACUGAAUGCUGCUCCCCGCGCUGCGCCCGAAAAAAGCGAAAAACUUCGUGCAUCAGAGCCGAGCCCAAUACUGCGAAACGCUUCUACAUAUCAAGACCGUGGCACUGCCAAAUUGCAGCGACAGCAGCUGUGGAAGUGGCAGAAAAUAAAACCCGGGUUUUCCAGCCUUACAUAUCCGUCUGCCACGGCCGCAUCAUCACUGCCGAACAUGGGCCUGUCGAGCUUCAAGGAGAACGGUGAAGCUCGCAAAACGGCUAACACAAUCAUCACAGCCGCUGUGAUGACCAUUUGCAUCACCAUCCUCCUGUAUGUCAAGCUGCGAUGUCCCGACAUGAUCGAACACGUGGUUGCGUUUGCGCUUCCCGAUGAGCAAGCUAGCGAAGACUACGAGAUACCGAAAUGGUAUCUAUAG